UCUGAAUUCACAAGUCAGGACGCUCCAAAAUCAAAAUAGCCAGCUAGAUUUUAUAUUCUUUGCUUUCUUUCCUGUUUUAUAAUAUAAUAGCAGCAUUAUAAUAGACUUUUAGUCCAUCAAGUUUUUUUUAAACAAACAACGAUUGUAUGUACGCUGUGGUGAGACUUGUUGUACCACUCAUUUCGUUAGUUAGUUAGCUAGCAUCUUGCUAGCAUGUUAUGUUUUGGUUUCUAGCUUGUAAACUUGCUAGCUCCGCUGUAUUCGACUAAAUAAAAAGCGAGUUAUUUCAUACAUGGCUGGCUUAGUUUGUGGCCGGGUUUGGCCAGUUUAAACGAACUAGGCGAGUUGUUAAUAAUAGAGAAUUUACUAAUAAAUGUUUUAUUUAGCCAGCAGUUACAUGAGACAUGGAGCGUCACUCUGGAAGCAGCAGCAGCAGCAGUCAGUUUAAAAGAGACAGAGACUUCUCUGAGGAUCUGUUCACUCAGAAACGCUUCCGAGCGGGAGAAGAGGCGCCAGUCCCGCGCUUCCUGAGUACCCGAGCCCAGCUGUAUGAACGCGUCUUCCCUCAGUACAGACAGCCCGUGGAAGUCGGAGCGUUUUCUCUGGACUCACAAAGAGCCUUCUUUAACGACUCCAGGCAGCUGCGCUACUUCGUGGACCCGGGGAACAAACCCAAGUUCAACCUGCGCGAUGGUUACAGAGACCGCUUCGUUAAAAGAGAUGACGGUGUCAAAGAGAGACUCGACCAUAUAUUACGCUGGAUUGUUGCGAAUAGAACCAAACUGCGUUCCACACACACGUCUACAUCCUCCUGUACACUAGGUGUAGACUUUGUCACUUGGAGAGGCCACUUAACGAAGCUGUUAACUACUCCGUAUGAGACACAGGAGGGAUGGUUGUUGGCCGUGUCCAAGUUCAGAGGCACACUUUACAUGAGCGAAGUGGAGACGGAGGCUGCCCGAAUUAACAGAGAGAAUCGUACAGAGAGGCAUGAGGAGAUGAUGUACUGGGGCUACAAGUUUGAGCAGUACAUCUGUGCAGAUGAUGCGCAUGGCGUCCCAGAUCGAGGAGGGGUUGUCAACACAAACGAGGCUUUCUGCACAGUAGUCCAAACUCGCUUAGCAGACCACAAGCUACUCUUCUCUGGUGAGGUGGACUGCCGAGAUAAGGACCCCAGAGCUCCUCCAGCUCCGGCCUGCUACGUUGAGCUGAAGACCUCAGCUGAAAUCUGCACCCCGAAACAGCGCAGUAACUUUUACAGAUACAAGCUGCUGAAAUGGUGGGCGCAGUCUUUUCUUCCUGGAGUUCCACGUGUAGUUGCUGGAUUUCGAGACCAUGACGGUGUAGUGGUGUCUGUGGAGACGUUCCCCAUCUCAAAAAUAUCCCAACUGAUUAAGAAUGAGCAGAACUGCUGGAAGCCGACAGUCUGCAUGAACUUCUGUAGCGAUUUCCUGUCCUUUGUGAAAUCGGUUGUAAAAGAAGAUAAUCCAAGGUUGGUGUACCUGUUUGCAUGGGAUCCACAUAGAGACGUGACCUAUACAGUUCAAAGAGACUCCCAGUAUACAUUCCUUCCGGAUUGGUACAUCAAAGAAAUAGCGAGCCAAUGUCUGUAACCCCAACAUUUAACUCAAUAGUCCAUCAAUCAUUCAAGACCUUAUUUUUGUUUAAACUUCUCUUCUUUAGUUUAGUACAUGUAGCUAUAACAUACAAGGGAAGAUUAUAAGCACUGAAGUACCAGUGCAGCACUUAAGUUAUAAACAUACACUCUAUGGCCAAAAUUAUGUGGACAUCUGACCAUCUUUCACACACGUGCGCCCAUUUCACAAACAUACUUAUAUAUCAGCCUACACUAGAUUUUGGAACAUGGCUCUGGGGAUUUGUGCCCAUUCAUGUACAAAAGCAUUAGUGAGGUCAGGUACUGAUGCACCAAAAUAAGAGGUCCAGGUGUCCAUUCAGCAUUGCAGUUCAUCCCAGAGGUGUUUUGUUAAUUUCAGGGAUCUGUGGAGGCCACUUCAGUGCUUCCACAUCAACCCCGGCAAACCUUGACUUUAUAGAGCUUGCUUUGUCCACAUGGGUAAUGUCAUGAUGAAACUGGUCUGAGACUUUAAGCUAGGGUGAAAGGAAUUCUUAAUGCUGUAGCAUACAAAGAAAGUCCAGACAAACAUAUUACAUAAAAACCACCCACAUAUGUUUGUGAAGGUUGUGUCCACAUACUUUUGGUCACAAUGGUACCUGUAUACCUCAUGCACACACAAUCUAUGUGAUAUGGGUUCAUAAGGUAACAAUUUGAUCAUAUUAACAUCAUAUAGAAAGUCAGUUUAAAUCAGGUACACAAGUUAAAAAUCUCAUCAGAUUAUUACACUCCCAUCCUUUUACUGAUUUUAUGUACAGAAUUAAGCAUUAAAGCUGCUUGUGUGUUUUGUGUAUAAGACUAUUUUUAAUCCCCUUUUAGGGUCUGAUGCAUCUGGCUUUGCUAAAAUGUUUAUUGCUUUAUGCUGUACUUUUAAAGGUGUGAUAGCGUAUUCAUUGUUGUUUGAGAUUUCUCAUAAGCUGUCAUGAAAUUCACAUUAAAUCUUAGUCACUUGUGGAAACAUCCAAGAAAACAAAGCAAUAAACACUUAAAAUACCUAAAAAAAAAAAAAA
Molecule: messenger RNA, 2643 nt
Organism: Clarias gariepinus (North African catfish)
Lineage: Eukaryota; Metazoa; Chordata; Actinopteri; Siluriformes; Clariidae
Gene: dxo
Product: decapping exoribonuclease
Exons: 6
Coding region: 405-1613 (402 amino acids)
Biological process (GO): nuclear-transcribed mRNA catabolic process; NAD-cap decapping
Cellular component (GO): nucleus; cytosol
Molecular function (GO): mRNA 5'-diphosphatase activity
Source: RefSeq, a predicted model, not a curated record